AUGUCCUUCUCUGACGACGAGUUUGAUGCCUUUCCCGAUCUAUUCGAAGGUGUCGACUGGGCCCUUGUACCUGGCCUUGGCGACGUCUCCGUCCCUGUUCCCUCACCAGCAUCAGAGGACGACAAAUCUGACCAGCCCCCGGAUCCUCGUCCUUCGGCGUCGGAAGUCGAGAACCCGAUCAUCCCUCCAUCUCUCGCCACGAGCUCCAACGAUACGGGCGAGCAUUCUCGAGGCUCCAACUCUGAUGAACCCAGCCCCUACAGGUUCGACGAAGAUGACAAUUCCUUUCUAGAGGAGCUGAGUGCACUGGAGGCUACGCUGUCUCAAUCCCCAUACAUGCCCGCACCCGCAGCCACACCCGCGAGUAGCGUAUACGGCCCGGAGGUAGGGAGGGAUGGUAUCACACCAGCUCGCCCUAUGACACCUACGAACCUUGCAGCAACUUCGUCAACUGUCUCAGUCCCUGCUUCCACUGGCGAUGAUUCAGACUUCACGGCGGCGCUGGAAGACACUGCGACUGCCUCCAAGCAUCUCCUUGAGCGUGACGAUGACACUUCGUCGUCGCGUAAGAAACGAUCCCGCCGCGUCGACGACCUCCCUUCUAAUCCACAAGUCAACAAAAAGAGGAGCAAGAAAAAGAAGAAUAAGGGAAAGGAAAAAGUGGCCAGGGAUACUGACUUGCACGCCUACGCGCGAGAUAUGCUGGCAGGAUUUGAGGAUGACCUGGACUGCCCAAUGUAG
Molecule: messenger RNA, 741 nt
Organism: Fibroporia radiculosa
Lineage: Eukaryota; Fungi; Basidiomycota; Agaricomycetes; Polyporales; Fibroporiaceae
Exons: 4
Coding region: 1-741 (246 amino acids)
Source: RefSeq, a predicted model, not a curated record